UAAAUAUAAAACAAAAGACCGGACACAUGGUUAAAGUAUGAGGUUGGGCAUAUCAUACAAUCGUGCAAAAGAAUGAACCCACAACCAAAAGCUCUAACUUUUUGCAUGUGUUAUUUUAUAUUUAUAUACAGAAAUCAAGAAUCAGCUUUAAUUAUAGUUAUUCAACAUGGCCGGAAUUCCACUAGCACUGAAAAAUCCCGAAAUUAAGUAUACCAAGAUUUUUAUCAACAAUGAAUGGGUUGAUUCUAAGGAUGGUUCGACAUUUGCAACCUGCAAUCCCACAACAGAAGAAAAAAUUAUCGAUGUAGCAGAAGGAAAAGCGGCCGACAUAGAUGCAGCAGUACAGGCAGCAAAAGCUGCAUUCAAGCCGGGAUCUGCAUGGCGUAAGAUGGAUGCUUCACAGAGAGGGCUUUUGCUGAACAAAAUGGCUGAUUUUAUGGAACGCGAUGCACAAUAUCUUGCCUCUCUGGAAUGUCUGGACUGUGGAAGAUUGUAUUCCCACGUACUGCUUGGUGACAUACCUAUUUGCAGUAAAAUAUUCAGAUAUUUUGCUGGAUGGGCGGAUAAGUACCACGGGAAAACAAUUCCGUUUGAUGGCGAUUACUUUUGCUACACCAAGCAUGAACCUGUGGGAGUUUGUGGAGCAAUAACUCCGUGGAAUGUUCCCAUCGGAAUGUUUACAAUGAAAGUUGCACCUUGCUUAGCGAUGGGAAAUGUUCUUGUUCUGAAACCGGCAGAAAACACUCCUUUGACUGCAUUGUAUUUAGCAUCACUUAUGAAAGAAGCAGGAUUUCCACCAGGAGUUUUGAACGUUGUACCAGGAUUUGGGAAAACUGCUGGACACGCUUUAUCACAUCACAUGGAAGUCGACAAAAUUUCAUUCACUGGAUCAGGAGUGACCGGACGCUUGAUUCAGAAAGCUUCAGCUGAUUCCAAUUUGAAACGAGUCUCUCUGGAACUGGGAGGGAAAAGUCCCAAUAUUGUGUUCUCUGACGUUGAUAUUGAUGAGGCUGUCUCUCUCGCAAAUACUGCUGUAUUCACGCACAACGGACAGAUUUGUUGUGCUGGAACUCGAACGUUUGUUCACGAAGAUAUUUACGAUGAAUUCGUUAAAAAGAGCGUUGAAAAAGCAAAAUCUUUGCCAACUGGAGAUCCUAGUGAAGUCACCACAGUGAAUGGACCUCUGAUCAGCAAAAUCCAAGAGGAUCGAGUUUUGGGACUUUUGAAAAGUGGUGUCGAGGAAGGUGCUAAAGUUAUGUGUGGUGGAACAAAGAUGGAGGGAAGGACCGGAUUUUAUAUAGAACCAACUGUAUUUACUGAUCUUCGUGAUGACAUGAAGAUUUCGCAGGAAGAGGUCUUUGGACCUGUCCAACAAAUUUACAAGUUUAAAGACGUUGAUGAAGUUAUAGAAAGAGCGAACAACACCCGGUAUGGACUUGCUGCCGCUGUUAUUACGAAGGAUAUUGACAAAAUCAUGGCAAUUACAAAUGCUUUGCAGUCAGGAACUGUGUGGGUGAACUGUUACUUUCCGUUCAGUCCAGGGGCUCCAUUUGGAGGAUUUAAAGAAUCUGGAAUCGAUCGAGAGAUGAGUGAAUAUACUUUAAGUCAAUACACUGAAGUCAAGACAGUUAUCAUGAAGAUUCCCGGAUCUGGUGCUCAAAUUUAACAAAUUAAAUGAUUUCAGUGUUCAAACUUAAGUUCAUCAUAUAAAUUCACUUACCCAAUAAACUCUUGAUUUUUCAAAUUAUUUUCGUUGAGAUCCAGCACGCGUCCAUGAGAACGUGCAGCCGCAAGAUGUAGCUGGAUAAAAAGUCAUGACUAAUUAUAGGCAUCUUAAUAUUAAUAUUAAGGCACAAAAAAAUUGAUGAAAUACUACAUAUUGGUCAGUUAAUGGUAACGAUCAAAAUAUAAAAACUAUAAGAAUACUCUGGCUCAAAUUAUGAGAGAUCUCAAACAGUAAUAACAAGAGAGAUAUAACGCACACUUGGUAGACAAUAAAAGAUAUCGAUAAUUUGAUCAAACUCUGAUACUUCAAUUGCGAAUGAAGGUUCCAAAGAACUACAUUUCUAUUCCAAAGUGUCAACCUUGAUCAACCAUUUUCCAAAAGUUUUAUUCAACACGAUAAUCGCACGAAAACAAAAAACCUUCUUAAAAUUACUGCCGACUUUAUUGGUCUUAUUUUAGGAAUCGCAUCUUUCCAUCAGCCCUCCAGAUGGCCCGUGUCAUCCCAUUAUAUAAAUUUUGAGACAAAACAAAUCCCAUCAAACUAUAUAAACCAUGCAUUUUCGAUAAUAUACUUUGCCUCGUGUUCUUAUGGAAACGAGAAGUGAAUGAACAUUUUUAAGUGUUCAUCCAAUGUCGUUCCGUAAACCUACUAUCUUGAAACUCAACACGUCAUAA
Styela clava is the source of this 2400-nucleotide messenger RNA. Lineage: Eukaryota; Metazoa; Chordata; Ascidiacea; Stolidobranchia; Styelidae. The record is from RefSeq and is a predicted model, not a curated record.